AUGGCGCCGCGAGGCAACCAAAUGUUGGGCAAUGCCCACUUUCGCAAGCAUUGGACGAAACGCAUAAAAACUUGGUUCAACCAGCCUGGACGUAAGCUUCGACGCCGUGAAAAUCGCCAAAAGAAGGCACUUGCCAUCGCUCCCCGCCCAGUCGCUGGACUGCUUAGGUCUGUUGUUCGUUGUCCGACUCAGCGUUACAAUCGAAAAGUAAGACUUGGACGUGGAUUUACUAUCGAUGAACUGAAGGCUGUUGGUAUUGGAAAGCAAGAAGCCAGAACCAUCGGGAUUGCUGUAGAUUACAGAAGGACCAACAAAUCCCUUGAAGGGUUUAAGGCCAAUGUUGAGCGCCUGAAGGAAUACAAAUCCAAGCUGAUUCUUUUCCCUAAGAAGCUCAGUGCACCACGUAAGGGAGACAGCAAUCCUGAGGAACUCAAAGUCGCCGCACAGCUCAGUGGUAAAAUUUUGCCAGUUUCCAACGUUAUUGACUAUGAACCUCCACGCGCCAUCAAUGAAGCAGAAAGGAAGAUUGAAAUCUACCGCCAUCUCAGACGAGUCCGUGCUGAUAAGAAGUACGCCGGUGUUCGCGAGAAGAGGGCUAGAGAGGCUGCCGAAGAAAACAAGUAA
Necator americanus (New World hookworm) is the source of this 624-nucleotide messenger RNA. RefSeq lists its product as uncharacterized. Gene Ontology annotation, molecular function: structural constituent of ribosome; RNA binding. Gene Ontology annotation, biological process: translation. Gene Ontology annotation, cellular component: cytosolic large ribosomal subunit; ribosome. Bases 1 to 624 code for a protein of 207 amino acids. NCBI's taxonomy places the organism in Eukaryota, Metazoa, Nematoda, Chromadorea, Rhabditida, Ancylostomatidae. The record is from RefSeq and is a predicted model, not a curated record. The transcript is spliced from 4 exons.